UGAUACUCUCUCUCUUCAUUUACAGAUGGUCCUGAGGCCCCCUUGAAGGGGCUCACCAGCGUGCAUAGGUUCUUCAUCUAGAAGUUCAUUAAGUGUACUGUUUGUUCUUCUGCCCCUUGGGAGCCAAGGACCCAUCCUGCCCUGUUCAGUGGCCCUGCUCACCAGAAGUGCCUUCCCUGGGUCCAGCAUGAACUGGAAGGUCCUGGAACAUGUGCCCUUGCUGCUGUACAUCCUGGCAGCAAAAACCCUGAUCCUCUGCCUGACCUUUGCGGCCGUCAAGAUCUACCAGAGGAAAAGACUGGAAGCAAAGCAGAAAACACUGGAAAGAGCCAGGAAACAGCCAGAAGAGAAGAAGAAAAAUGAAUGACCCGAAAUUUUGCCAUGGAAAUAUUAAGGCAGGUGGAUGGAUUUCAGCAGACUGGAGAGAGUACAGAGACUGAUGAAAGAUGUGUCCAAAGACAAACUUCCAACCUAGAGUUUGAACUUCAUGUGAUGUGGAGCUUUGUAUGCUUCUAACAGAGCUGGUAUUUUUAUUAAAACAAAAAUUCCUUUGUAAAAAAAA
Messenger RNA from Suncus etruscus (white-toothed pygmy shrew), 562 nucleotides. RefSeq names its product small integral membrane protein 11 (gene SMIM11). The record is from RefSeq and is a predicted model, not a curated record. The transcript is spliced from 4 exons. Bases 188 to 367 code for a protein of 59 amino acids. NCBI's taxonomy places the organism in Eukaryota, Metazoa, Chordata, Mammalia, Eulipotyphla, Soricidae.